UGUUAUCGCACUGAGGUCCGACUGUCCGAAAGACAUAUUAUAUUACAAAUUACAAUAUUCAAUUUUCGACUUCUUCGUAUAGUAAUAAACUAAGCUCUAAGACACUCCUAGAGUCCUAGGAAUAAAGUAUAAAUAAAAUAGUGUAUAGAUAAAAGUAAAUUCACAAUAUCUUCAGAGAUUAUAUGUAAGCAUGCUAUGUGAUGUCCGGUCUAAAUCAUGUACAAAGAGUUCGUUUGUUGUACAAAACUAUUUUAAGGUUACACCGUGGCUUACCAAAUGAAUUACAAGAAUUAGGUCAAACAUAUGUCCGUGAUGAAUUUCGCAGACAUAAAAACUGUAACCCUAAAGAAGCUGGAACAUUUAUGUUGGAAUGGAGCAAAUACACAUUAACACUAUCAGAGCAGCUGUUAAAAAAUGCAAAAUCAGAUAUUGGUUUUGGUAAAAAUAUUGAUACACAAGAUGGUGUAUUAGACUCUUUCACGGAUGAUCAAAUUGUACAACUUUAUAAUUUAUUUAAAGAAACAACUGGAAAGCAGGAUGUAACAAUUGAAUCUGAGCUUUCUAAAUAACUUAAUUAGGCAAUAAAGAUUGUACCUAUAGAGGUACAGAAAUAUAUAUUUAUGUUACCAUUUACUUUAUAACCUUGUUAGUUGAUUUUAAUUAGAAUAUUAUUGAUACUACAUAUAAUUUUUUAACAUGUUGAAUAUUCAAAUUAUAUACAAUACACCAUGAUUUUAAUAUUUAUUUAUUAUAAACUAAUUUAAAUACCAAAAAACCUCGAAGUAUAUUUCAAAUAUUAUUUACUAAAUAUAAAAACUAUAAAAAUUAAAAAACAUUCUAAUGUAAAUAUUCUUUAAAAAUAUACUUUACUCAUCAAUAACAUUAAAUAAUUUUAAUUGUUCUCCAUUUGUUAAAUUACCAGAGUUAAACAUUUUGAUAUGUAAUAAAGAACUUUUUUGUUAUACAUUGAUAUAUUAUAAUGAUUAAAUAUAUUAUCUGGAACAUUAUUUUUUUUUAAAUUGUUAUUGUAGUUGAUCAUAAUAUCUCAAAAAUUAUUUUACUUAGUAGAAUAAUCUUCUAAGCAGUAUUUUAAGUGAUUGAAUUAUGGCAGUCUCGUUAUUUCUUAAAUGUCUACAAUCAAUUAUUUAUAAUGCUAUAUCAUGUUAAAAUGAAAAUUACUGGCUUGUUGAUAGCCGUAUCAAUAAAAAAUUUGGCUGAACUAUUAAAUAA
Messenger RNA from Rhopalosiphum padi (bird cherry-oat aphid), 1230 nucleotides. RefSeq names its product succinate dehydrogenase assembly factor 3, mitochondrial (gene Sdhaf3). Gene Ontology annotation, biological process: succinate metabolic process; mitochondrial respiratory chain complex II assembly. The record is from RefSeq and is a predicted model, not a curated record. NCBI's taxonomy places the organism in Eukaryota, Metazoa, Arthropoda, Insecta, Hemiptera, Aphididae. Bases 201 to 569 code for a protein of 122 amino acids. The transcript has 3 exons. Gene Ontology annotation, cellular component: mitochondrial intermembrane space; mitochondrion.